This is a messenger RNA of Adelges cooleyi (spruce gall adelgid), 1620 nucleotides long. RefSeq lists its product as uncharacterized. The coding region runs from base 416 to 1414 and encodes 332 amino acids. The transcript has 4 exons. Lineage: Eukaryota; Metazoa; Arthropoda; Insecta; Hemiptera; Adelgidae. The record is from RefSeq and is a predicted model, not a curated record.
GUCGACGGUAUACCGCGGCGGUCAUCACCACCUCGCACAGUCACAUAAAUACACAUACACACACACCCACACACACAAUCACCCGUCGAUACGUAUAUAUAAGUGCGCACGCGUGCGAUACGUGAUUGUUUUUAUUUAAUUUUGAAAAAGCUAAUAUUAAUAUUUAUAUUUUUUUCCACACAUAUAUUUUUUGACUAUCUACCGAGUGUUUUUUGUUCGCAUUUUACCAUAUAAUAAAAAAAAACUUCGCCGAGUGUUGUCGACGGGACUCGAUCAUAAUUUUUUUGUGUUAAGUGUCGCUCGGUGUAUCGAAAAGCGCGAGGUUUUUUUAUUUUUGAGUAUUUUCAAAGCGCUUAAGGACAAAUCGUCGCUUUCCUUGUUUUGUUUGUCGGUUUUUUUGGGUUUCGAUCCGAUAAUGGACACAUACGAAACGGUGUGCGUCGACUGCCAACGUGAACACUGUCGACGGAAAUCCGAACCGGAGGUCCGUAGUCGUCGACGUUUCAGACCGGCCUACGACCGUCGACGCGUGUGCUCUAGCACUCUUUUCAUCGCUGGUUCGUUUGUCAUUGGCUUGAUAAUGAUGCCCUGUGCAAUGUCCGCCCCCGUGCCACUGACGUCUCAAUCGCAGUCUCAACUGCAUCUGUCGACCGCCUCGGCUACCACAGACGACGCGGCGACUCAACCGACGGGCACGCCGUUCUGGUUCAACCCUUGCGGCAUGCAAAUGAUGAUGGAAGACACGACGGCCACACCCUGCCCACCCGGCGUCAACUGCAACGGCGGCGGCGGUUCCGGCGCAAUGGCCGGCAGUGGCGGUGGCAGUGGCCACGAAAUGAUGGACUCAGAACCGCGAAGGCUGGUGGACGUCAUCGAAGGCGUCACCGUGUCCGCCAGCAACGCUCUCAUGCACGCCGAACAGUUUGCCGGAUCAUUCGUCAGCGAUACGUUCCACGUGGACGUCAAACAGCACCACGACGUGUGGAAAGACACGGCGCUCAUGUGGUUACAACAGGCCGAGUACAUGCCCAAGGAGUUGGACGAACCGCUGGACGAGUCGUACCUGAGUAGUCUGACCAUCAAGGACGUGUUACACGCCGUCAACGUGGGCUUGCAACACUUGGCCGUCGGUCUGGAACAGGUGUCCUGGGACCAGGACAGGGACCGGCAGCCAUUCUCCAAGGAUUUCAAGGAAGCCACGUUCAAACUCCGAGCCGUGCUCUGCGAGAUAUCGGUGGCUUUGAUCGAGAUAAACGAGACUGUGCCCGCGCCCGUGUCCCGGGACAUCAUGCCGGUCGAGUCCAGGAUAUCGACGGACAACAGGUCGCUCAGGGAUUGGCUGAUACUGCGGGAGUACAUCACCAGCCUGCAGUACAUCAUCCAGGUUUUUGAGUUUCUCAAGUCAAAAAAAUAAUACAUCCCGGCUCCUAGCAGGCGAACAGGAGCAACACCAUCGACUAUAACGUUAUACCACCGCCUCAACAACAGCCACUGGCACCGCCGCCACCGCCGUAUACAACCGCUAAUGCUUAUCAAUGGCGGCGCGCACUAGUGGCUUAAGUCAUCGAUAACCACCGCAGCCACUUUUGGGCCUCCCACUAUUAUUUAUUGAACUUUUUU